Closterium sp. NIES-67 is the source of this 3334-nucleotide messenger RNA. The record is from the annotation of a GenBank genome assembly. NCBI's taxonomy places the organism in Eukaryota, Viridiplantae, Streptophyta, Zygnematophyceae, Desmidiales, Closteriaceae.
ACAACCAAGCUCGUUGUUUCCGUAUCGCCCUUAUGGCGCGUUCAGUCUAGGCAUUUCUCGCCUCCUUUCGACCGCCACUCGUCACCUAGUUUCCUCGUAUUAACCCCUCUUCCGCGCUGCGUCUCCCUUUAUUUUACUUGUUCGCGUCGUCCUCUCGUCGUAUCUAUUCCACCGUGUCCCUACGGGAUCGUAGCCGCCGUUCCCUUCCGCUGACUCGCGUUGCUAUUUCGUUGUACUGUUCGUAGCGUGGCGCCGAAAUAGCUGUACUUUCUCGUUAGCUCUUUUUCUGGUAGAAAACUCUUCUAGGAGACUGCCAUGGGACAGCGUGAACCCUAGGCAGCUCGUGUAGAAUGAGGUCUCGUUCAUUUCUUUAGGACAGCUCUUACAUUCUAACGGCCAUUCGUCCAACCCUGUGUUCAUAUCUCGCAUCUUUCCUCUAUAACCACCUCCACUAACCCUCGCUAAACUCGCAUUGUGCAAUAAUAACGAGUCAUGGACGACUGUGACUGUAUCGGGGGCCAGUGGGCCACGGACGACCUCUUAAUCCGCUACCAGUACGUCUCCGACUUCUUCAUCGCGCUCGCCUACUUCUCCAUCCCCCUCGAGUUAAUCUACUUCGUAAAAAAAUCCGCCGUGUUUCCGUACCGGUGGGUGCUGGUGCAGUUCGGUGCGUUUAUAGUUCUCUGCGGUACGACCCACCUCAUCAACAUGUGGACCUUUCGCGAACACACGCGAACCGUCGCCUUCGUCAUGACCAUCGCGAAAGUGCUCACGGCGGUCGUCUCGUGUGCGACGGCGCUCAUGCUGGUGCACAUAAUUCCGGACCUGCUAUCCGUUAAGACCCGCGAGCUGUUCUUAAAGAAUAAAGCGGCUGAGCUUGACCGCGAGAUGGGGCUCAUUCGCACGCAGGAGGAGACGGGGCGCCACGUGCGGAUGCUCACGCACGAGAUCCGCUCGUCGCUGGACCGCCCCACCAUUCUCAACACCACGCUCGUGGAGCUCGGGCGCACGCUGCAGCUGGACGAGUGCGCGCUGUGGAUGCCCGCUAAUCUGGCUGGCGACGACGACGGCGACAGCGGCGGGUCGCCAUCCGACCUGCAGCUGAUCCACACGCUGCACGAGCCCAAGCCGCCCCCGGUGACCGUCACCCUCGCUCACCCCACAGUGAAGCAGGUCUUCAGCACCAGCCGCGCCGUUGUCAUCUCGCCCAACAGCCCCGUAACGGCCAUCCCAGGGGGAGGGGGCCGAGCGGGCGGCAACCGCUACGUGGCCGGGGACGUGGUCGCGGUGCGCAUCCCUCUCCUGCACGCGAACACGUUCGCGGGCGGCGGGGCGGGCGGCGGGGGCGGCAGCGACUGGCAGGACUCGCGGGAGAGGAGCUACGCGCUGCUGGUGCUGAUGCUGCCGGCAGACAGCGCGCGGCGGUGGCACGUGCACGAGCUGGAGAUGGUGGAAGUGGUGGCAGACCAAGUCGCUGUGGCCCUCUCCCACGCGGCCAUCCUAGAGGAGUCGAUGCACGCCAGGGACCUGCUUAUGGAGCAGAACGUGGCUCUGGACCACGCGAGAGCGCAGGCCGAGAAGGCCAUCCGCGCUCGUAACGAUUUCUUGGCGGUGAUGAACCACGAGAUGCGCACGCCCAUGCACGCCAUCAUCGCGCUCUCCACGCUGCUGCAAGAGACGGAGCUCACCCCCGAGCAGCGCAGCAUGGUGGACACCGUGCUCAAGUCCAGCAACCUGCUCGCCACGCUCAUCCACGACGUGCUGGACCUCUCGCACCUGGAGGACGGCAGCAUGCUGCUGGACGUCCGCACCUUCAAUCUGCACGCUACUUUCCGGGAGGUAGCGUCCCUCGUGAAGCCCGUUGCAUCGGUGAAGAAGCUUGGGGUGACCUUGAGGCUGCAGUCCGACGUGCCUGAGUUUGCGGCGGGGGAUGAGCGGCGGCUGCUGCAGACGGCGCUGAAUGUAGUGGGGAAUGCGGUGAAGUUUACCCGGGAUGGGAGCAUCACGAUCACCGUGUGCCUGGAGCGCCCGGAGUUCCAGCGGGAUAAGAACUUCCCCAAGUUUGUGCCGGUGGUGGCGCUGGGGGACAAGCACUACUACGUGCGCGUGCAGGUGAAGGACACGGGCGUGGGGCUGCGGCAGGAGGACCAGAGGAAGCUGUUCAGCAAGUUCGUGCAGGCGGACGCCACCACCACGCGCAACUACGGCGGCACCGGGCUGGGGCUCGCCAUCUGCAAGCGCUUCGUGAGCAUGAUGGGGGGCCACAUCUGGGUGGAGAGCGAGGGCCCGGGCAAGGGCACCACAGUCACCUUCGUCGUGCGCCUGGGGCUGCCGGAGAAGGCGGACGACCGCAGCAAGGCGGGGCCGGCCGGGCAGAAGCAGGCCGCGGGGGGCGCUGGGGUCACCAAGGCGGUGGACUUCACCGGGCUCAAAGUGCUGGUCUGCGACGACAACCAUGUGAACCGCAUGGUGACGAAGCGCAUGGUCACGCGUCUGGGCUGCGAGGUCACGGUGGUGGGGUCGGGCCGCGAGUGCCUCGCUGCUCUCGCUGGGCCGGGGCACGGAUUCAAGGUGCUGCUGCAAGAUCUCAUGAUGCCCGAUAUGGACGGCUACGAGGUGGCCAAGCGCGUGAUCGACCGCAUCAAGAACCCUGAUGACCGCCCCAAGAUAGCGGCGCUCACCGCCAACACGGACCAGGCCACCAAGGACCGGUGCCUGAGCAUCGGCAUGGACGGGGUCAUCACCAAGCCCAUCUCGCUGGAGAAGAUGAGGAUUGUGUUCACUGAGCUCAUGACCCUGGGGAAGAUUGUGUCGGACCCCAAGGCUUAGGCUUAGUUUGGCGGCGGCUUAGUGUGGUGACUUAGUGUGGACCAGGCCACCAAGGACCGGUGCCUGAGCAUUGGCAUGGACGGGGUCAUCACCAAACCCAUCUCCCUCGGGAAGAGGCGAAUCGUGUUCACUGAGCUCAUGCCUCUGGGGGAGAUUGUCUCGGACCCCAAGGCCUAGGCGCUCUGCAUGACCGCUCCUGGAUCCAGACUCCCAACCCAAGGCAUUUGGCACCAAGGACCCGACCAUCAAGGUCUGGUGCGUGUGAAUAGGUAUGGAUAGGGCCAUCACGUCACCAAGCCCAUCUCACUGUUCGCUCAAUUCAUGACUCUGGGAAAGAUUGUGUCAGACUCUUGAGGUGUAGGCUCACUCGGAACACCCUGAUGUUUGGGUCAACUCUGGAACACUCGAUUAGAUUGUAACUGAUUUCAAAUCAUGUAACCACUGUGGGGAUUAGGCACAAGUGGUUGAGUUCAUUGGGAUUUGGCUGAGCUUAGCAAGGGGUCGU